Neodiprion virginianus is the source of this 3766-nucleotide messenger RNA. Its product is annotated as protein groucho-like. Gene Ontology annotation, cellular component: nucleus; transcription regulator complex. Gene Ontology annotation, biological process: negative regulation of canonical Wnt signaling pathway; regulation of DNA-templated transcription. Gene Ontology annotation, molecular function: protein binding; transcription corepressor activity. The coding region runs from base 602 to 2971 and encodes 789 amino acids. Lineage: Eukaryota; Metazoa; Arthropoda; Insecta; Hymenoptera; Diprionidae. The record is from RefSeq and is a predicted model, not a curated record. The transcript has 11 exons.
CCCAGCGAGAGGUUGAUUCUCGCGCGUUUCAUGCUCCGAGCCAGUCAGUCUAUCAUGCUCGACAAAACGAACGAGGCGCGUUAAGCCGGUGCGAGAUGAAUUGAUUGAUAUCGUUGUCGGUGGUGGUGGUUGAUCGAAUGACGAUUAUACUCGUCGACGAAUAUUUGAUGCGCGCGCGUCUUUUGUUAUUUACGCCGACGCGAGGUAAGUGAGGCGAGUGCGAUCGUCUGUUGUUUCUUUAUUUGAUUCGGUUCCGUCGUUCCGCGUCCGAGAUGACGUACCGCGAAUACUGGAGUGCCUCGUAAGAAUACUACCGGUCGCGUUUAAACCCGAAGACGGAUCGGAGGAGAGAUAGGGAUUACACCGGAUGUAAAUAACCAGGCAGAGGAGGGAAAGAGUGUUUCCGGCUGUGUGAAUGGCUCGCAGGGGCAUAAGAGUAACAACGAGAAAAGCAGGAUCCUCCGUUUGGAUUUUAGUGUGAUAUAUAAAUUAAAGUGCGGUGCGAGUGGUGAUGCCAGUUCUGUGAGACACAGGAUUAGCGAUUCCCUGGGGCGGGGCAGAGAGACGGGAGUGUUUUUUACGAUUGUUAAAAACCUGGAAGAUGUAUCCAAGUGCUGGAAUAAACGCCGCUGCAGUCGUCGCAGCUGCCGCCGCCAGACAUCCAGGUCCUCCUCAAGCGGGGCAGCCGUUUAAAUUCACGGUUGUAGAAUCCUGCGACAGGAUUAAAGAAGAAUUCAGUUUUCUUCAGGCGCAAUACCACAACCUAAAGUUGGAGUGCGAGAAAUUGGCCAGUGAGAAAAUUGAAAUUCAGAGGCAUUACGUUAUGUACUACGAGAUGUCCUACGGAUUGAACGUCGAAAUGCACAAACAGACGGAAAUAGCGAAGAGGUUAAACGCCAUAAUCGCGCAGAUCCUACCAUUUCUCUCGCAAGAACAUCAACAGCAAGUAGCCACCGCCGUUGAGAGGGCGAAACAAGUUACUAUGACGGAGUUGAACGCCAUCAUCGGGCAACAGAGGCCAGACCUCCCAAGACUAUUGCAACAGAUGCACGCUCAGCAGUUACCUCCUGGUGCUACGAUGGGACCUCACCCGGGGUUACCCAGUCUUCCUGGACUCGGCCCAACAGCCGGUCUUCCCGUGCCGACCUCCGCGUCGGCGGCACUUCUUGGCCUUGGUCUACCUCCUGGGGCUGGUUCGGCGCCCGGUGGAAGCGCUCCUCAUCCACUCUCAAUGCUUGCUAAGCCAGAGCAUCACCGAGGACAACCCGACGACCUAAAACCCAACGGAGGCCUGAAUCCAGCCGAGGAAAGGCAUAGAAAUUCAAUAUCCCCAGCAGAAAGAGAAAAGUAUAGCAGACCAAGAAGCACUCCGGAUCCACAACACCACGAUCAUAUGCAUCUUAAGAAGAUGAAAAAGGAGCAAGACAAAGAUAUCGGACACCAGAGUGACGGAGAGAAAAGCGACCAGGACCUAGUGGUAGACGACGCUAGCGAGGGCCCGACGAGUCCAACGGCAAACGGCACUUCGUCGCCACGAGAAAACGGCCUGGACAAGCUCGGCCCGUCUUCGGUGCAGAUGAGCAGCCAGGUAAAGAAGGAAGUCCCACCACCCUCGCCGAGAAGCGGUACGAGCAGCAACGCCAGCACACCGUCGGCGAAGAAGAUGGAAGAGCGGGAAAAGCCGCCGACGCCGAUAUCGAAACCCGUCACGCCGACGUCUGCCGGAGGCAGCAGCUCUGGAUCUGGCGGGCUCAAAUCUUCCAGUUCGAGCAAACCUCUCGUUUCCGCCUCGGCUGUCGGACCUUAUCCUCAGCACUACCCGCCCCCGCAUCACCCGCCUGCAGGACCCCAUGUCGACAUGCUCGGGUACCCGCCCGGCGCUCUCAACGGAUAUCCAGCGAGGCCGCCUCUUCAACAAUUGUACGACCCUCACGGAGGGAUGAGAGCACCUUUGGGACCACUGGGUGUUCCGGGAGGAAAACCAGCAUACAGUUUCCAUGUAUCGAGUGAGGGUCAGAUGCAGCCAGUCCCUUUUCCCCCAGAUGCCUUGAUUGGUCCUGGCAUACCUAGGCAUGCGCGUCAGAUAAACACGCUGACGCAUGGGGAGGUUGUCUGUGCAGUGACGAUCUCCAAUCCUACAAAGUAUGUCUACACCGGAGGUAAAGGAUGUGUCAAGGUGUGGGACAUCAGCCAAGGGGUUAGUGGAAGUGCAAAACCGGUAUCGCAGCUGGACUGUCUGCAGAGGGACAACUACAUCAGAUCAGUAAAACUCCUUCCGGAUGGACGGACAUUGAUUGUGGGUGGAGAAGCGAGCAAUCUCAGCAUAUGGGAUUUGGCGAGUCCUACACCCCGCAUUAAGGCUGAACUAACCUCCUCAGCGCCAGCCUGCUACGCCUUAGCCAUUUCCCCAGAUUCCAAGGUCUGCUUCAGCUGCUGCAGCGAUGGCAACAUUGCAGUCUGGGAUCUGCAAAACCAGACACUAGUUCGGCAGUUCCAGGGACACACGGAUGGUGCUUCGUGCAUAGACAUCUCUGCCGAUGGCUCGAAACUUUGGACCGGAGGUCUGGAUAAUACUGUAAGAUCCUGGGACCUCCGCGAGGGCAGACAACUUCAACAGCACGACUUCACAUCCCAGAUAUUCUCCCUCGGCUACUGUCCAUCCGGAGAGUGGCUUGCCGUUGGAAUGGAGAAUUCGAACGUGGAAGUUCUACAUGCCACGAAACCCGACAAGUAUCAGUUACAUCUCCACGAAUCCUGUGUUCUGUCUCUUCGAUUCGCAUCUUGUGGAAAAUGGUUUGUCUCUACUGGAAAGGACAACCUUCUGAAUGCCUGGCGCACACCUUAUGGAGCUUCAAUUUUCCAGUCAAAGGAAUCAUCCUCCGUGUUGAGCUGCGACAUAUCUACGGACGACAAGUACAUUGUUACCGGUUCUGGCGACAAGAAAGCAACGGUCUAUGAAGUAAUAUACUAGGUGCGCAAUUGACCUCAAAAAGCUUGUUAAUACAUACUUAAGAUGUACGCUUGUUAAGAAUAUUUAUGAAAUUAAUAUACUUAGUGAAACCCCCAUUGCCAGAAAAAUCUGAUCUGCUACGAUUGUGAAAACUAUAUGCAUUAAAAAAUCCAAUUCAGCUGUCGAAUGAAUUCCACAGACUAAAUUGUAAUAUAGCAAUCAACGCCUGUCUGGCUCACCCUAACUCCGAAUUAUAGGAACUACCAUUCGAUUAAUAAUUAUGUAGUAGAACAAAGUCGUAAAAUUUUUGGUGAAUCGCUUUGUGCAAGCAAAUGGCGCCAUAAUUAACCCGAAUUACGGACUGAUUAAAGUACGGAAGAAUUAGAUUCUAGGAACUGAAGUUAUAUUAAAUAUACAUUCAAGACGUAACAAUAGAUAUUUAAGAUUGUAUAGACACCUAAUCUUAUAAGUAGAGAAUGAAAUGUAUGACGAGUUAUGAUUAUUGUCAUCACAAUUUUGAUUAUCGACAUUAUUAUUAUUAUUAUUUUUAUUUUUAUUAUUAUUAUUAUAAAGUAAAUGCGAACAUUUUUUCUUAUAAUGGAUGAAUAUUAUAAAUUUAUGGUGACCGUUACUUUGAUCAUUUUGGAUUUUUUUCAAUUUCCCCGAAAAUAUGUUUAUAUAAAAUGAAGAAAAUGUCUGUCAAAUAUAAACAUUUCCGAAUAAUAUUAACAUGUGCUACCCUUCGCGUAAUUGAAAUUUUAAAUGUAUAAUAUACUGAAAUUUUUUAUGCUUAAUUAUUUUCUUUUCAUGAAUUCA